Messenger RNA from Rubroshorea leprosula, 1320 nucleotides. The record is from the annotation of a GenBank genome assembly. NCBI's taxonomy places the organism in Eukaryota, Viridiplantae, Streptophyta, Magnoliopsida, Malvales, Dipterocarpaceae.
ACCAUGAAAAAGAUCCUAAAGGAGAUUGGAGAUGCGAAGGAGGUUAGAAGUCCAACCUACAACUGGCGGCGAUGUUCAUCAAAAACAGUGGGAGGAGGAAGGAAGAUUUCUACAACAAUGUGAAGAUGGAGAUAAAUAACUUGAGGAAGUGCUAUGACCCCAAAGAUGUAGAGAAAUGGAAUGAUGAGGAGUUGGCCUUAAUGUUCGUUGUGGACGGCUGUGCAUUGUUGAAUUUCAUAUACAUUGAUGUGAAUAAAAAGUGGAAGGAAUUGGGAGGCAAGAAUUAUCUAGUCGCCUUUCCGAAGCUGGAUUUAUUCUUGCUUGAGAACCAACCACCCUACCAACUCCUUAAGAUACUAAUAAAGACGUGCAAUAAAGUCCCCGAUAAUGAGAAAGUGAAAGAUUCAAACCUCGCCAGGGAAUUGAAGAAGUCCAUCAUCAGCUUCAUCAAUAUGAAUGACACGAGGCCGGGUGCAAAACAUGAACAAGAUGAGAAACUGGAUAGCAAUUUGGGGAACCUAAAGAAUUGGCACACACUUCGCAACAUAAAGGAGCUGAAAGAUCAUGGGAUUUCGUGUAAACCGAGCGAGACGAGCAGCGUCAUGGAUAUUACAUUCUGCCCCAAUUUUUACAUGGCAGCUCUAAAGCUGCCUCCCAUCAAGGUUGACCAUUACACGGUGCCAAAGUUGAUGAACUUGAUAGCAUAUGAGAUGUCGGAGGAUGUGAAGGAAUUGAGAGAUGCUGGCAUUCUGGGCAACAGACUAGGAAGCGACAAAGCUGUAGCGAGGCUGUUCAACAAGAUCAGCACAAAUCUGGUGGCUGGUGUGCCAAAUCCUAAGCAAUACAAGGAAUUGACACAUAGAAUCCAAGAACACUGCAACACUGCGUGGAGCAUCCACUUGGCUCAGCUCUAUCACACCUAUUUCAGCAGGCCCGAGAGCAUCUUGGCCUUCCUUGGUGCUCUACUUGGUCUUAGUUUGACAGCUGCGCAGACUUAUAAGAGCUUCAAUUGACGACUGCAGCCCAUACAGUCAAAAGAAAUAUUCACAUGUUUAACCUAUAGUUAUAUUCGGAUUAUACUUAUGUUGUGACAUUUCUGAUUUCCUGUGCGGCUGUGCUGUCAGUUAUUUUCUGUGCAUAACCAAUAUGAUCUGCACAUAGGUAUUCCUACUUUAUUUCUUAUUAUCCCUAUCUAGUUUGAUACUCUGUAAUGUCUGUUUUCUUCAGUCUUAUAUAUAGUGAUCUUGUUGAUGUACGUGUUGCAUAUAUAUAAGUUCGAAGGAAUUAGCAGCAAAUUGAUAAUGAAUCCUGGGGUAUACU